ACACCUGACCAUAUUGUUUACAAUAAACUGAGGGGUUUUCCCACAGCGGACGACGUAAGGUGGUAUUUUGAAGCGGAAAUAGCUACUUAAAUUUGUCUGUAGAUGUUCGAUUUUGAGAGGCAAUGUCCAGAAGAUGUUUGAGAUGAGUACAGGGUGGCGUUUGGCUGUUUUUCUGGUGCUGUUUUUGGUGUGGAGUGGUUUCUCUGGGGACUUGGAUCCGCAGGACCAAACGAACCCGCAUCGAGAUCCAUCGAAAUGUGAAGUUUGCAAGUUUGUGGCCCAGGAAUUGCAAGAAACAAUGAAAGAAACAGGCAAGAAAAAAGAAGUUCUCCGGAUAGGCCAUCAAUUUGACAAGCAGAAGAAGGAAAUCAAGUACCACAAAUCAGAGCUUCGUCUGAUUGAAGCUUUGGACGAUGUCUGUGAGAGAAUUCUGCAAUACAACAUACAUGCCGAAAGAGCUUCCUCGCGAAGAUUUUCCAAGGGUCAGUCUGAGACCAUGCAUACCUUACGAGGACUGCAGGCCAAAGGAGUGAAAGUCGACCUGGGAAUUCCUGACGAUAUGUGGGAGAAACCCUCCGCUCCCGUCACGAGGAUGAAACAACAUUGUGAGCAGUUGAUUGAGGAGCAGGAGGACGCCAUUGGCAAUUGGUUCUUCAAGACGAAUCAAGAAACAAGUCUCGUCGACUACCUGUGUGUACAGAGAGUGCUGAAGAAAGACGAGCAUGAAUGUCUGAAUGAAGUGUGGACGGGCAGCGAGAAAGUCGAACAAGACGCACAACCGUCCGAGGAGGAUACGGACACACCAUCAGAGACCACACCAUCAGCCACGACAGAGACCACACCAGUCCCAAAACAGACCAACGCCAAACCUAAUGUCAAAAAAACGCGCAGCAGAAAGAAAGUCAAAGCCGGAAAGAGGGGCAAAGGGAAAAAGACACGUUCUAACGGCAAGACAAAAUCGGCCACUAAAUCCAGUAAAACCAAAAAGAAGAAAAAAGAUGAGUUGUAGAUUUCUUUCAUCUGAAAUGAAUUUUUCUCUCAAUUUUCAUGAUUUUUUAGAAGCUGAAAACUGGUUGUUGUCAACAAAUAUACAGUAAUGAAAUGUCAAUAAUUUUGGGGGAAGAUCAUUCCAGUGUCCUAUGAAAUUUGGACUGCUAUGAAAUCUGGUGUCUUUGGACUAUAAUCCUCACACGCAUGUGCAAUGCAACUAAUGGGUUGGUAUUUCAUUGCGUCCAAAUUUCACGCAACACCAUUUUUGUCAAUCGUCCACGCAGCAGCUUAUGAUAUUUUACAGUUGAAAGCAUACCAGGCUUUGAGAAAGAAAUGAUGUCAGAUAAAUUG
Messenger RNA from Patiria miniata (bat star), 1341 nucleotides. It is a transcript of the gene cnpy4, whose product is annotated as protein canopy homolog 4-like. The record is from RefSeq and is a predicted model, not a curated record. NCBI's taxonomy places the organism in Eukaryota, Metazoa, Echinodermata, Asteroidea, Valvatida, Asterinidae. The transcript has 6 exons. The coding region runs from base 134 to 1009 and encodes 291 amino acids.